AUGACGGUGCCAGGAAGCACCGAGGGCGGCGGUGGCGUGUGCUGCGAGCGGCUGCACCUGGUGGACCUGGCGAGCAGCAAGCAAACGGGCACGCGUGCGGGGCGGGGGCGCCUAGCUUGCAAGGGGUUUGGAAGCAGCCAGUCACGCGGGUGCGAGGGAUUGCUAGGGCGCACGUGGGGCUGGAGUGCUGACGUAAUGCGUGCAAUCAGUCCACCAGCGAAAGCCGCGGGGGACCCCCCUCUGCCGCCGUCGGUUCUGGACAAUCUGUAA
Messenger RNA from Klebsormidium nitens, 270 nucleotides. NCBI's taxonomy places the organism in Eukaryota, Viridiplantae, Streptophyta, Klebsormidiophyceae, Klebsormidiales, Klebsormidiaceae. The record is from the annotation of a GenBank genome assembly.